Molecule: messenger RNA, 1647 nt
Organism: Zingiber officinale
Lineage: Eukaryota; Viridiplantae; Streptophyta; Magnoliopsida; Zingiberales; Zingiberaceae
Product: nod factor hydrolase protein 1-like
Exons: 2
Coding region: 201-1550 (449 amino acids)
Biological process (GO): chitin catabolic process; carbohydrate metabolic process
Cellular component (GO): extracellular region
Molecular function (GO): chitin binding; chitinase activity
Source: RefSeq, a predicted model, not a curated record
AUAGAAAAACGCUCGUGGAUAAUUAAUAAGGCAAAUAUCUCAUGGUUGUCUUUCUUAGUGUGCUUCAGAUUUAUUUACAAUAAUAAUAAUAACCCUAUAGCAUCUUCUUCUUUUCAGCAUCACUAGCUUUUGACAUCUGCAUUCACAGACAACGCUAGCUCAGUCAUCGGCAUUCAUCACGAGCGGCGGUGCCUGACAAAAUGGGACAAACUACCCUCUCCUCCCUCUUCACCUUCCUGCUGAUCUUCUCCAUUUUCCAUAACUCAAGGUGCCAGAAGCAGUGCGGCGUCAGCGACGACAGACGAGGAGGCCCCAGCAGGGUCAGAGCUGGCUUCUGGUUCUCGCAGUACAGCCUUCACUCGCCUGCUCCAACCAUCGACACCUCCCUCUACACUCACCUCUAUUACUACUCGCUCUCCCUCGACGGUGCCAACUCCGGCAUUGCCGUCCCGCCGGACCAGGUCGCCGUCCUCUGCAAUUUCUCCGGCACCGUCAAGUCCAGCAAUCCAGCUCUCAAGACCUUGCUGUCCGUCGCUGCCGAUGGCCGCCAAACCAGCUUCUCCGCCAUGGCAGCCGAUGCCGCUCUCCGGGCAGCGUUCAUCGCUUCGACCUUGGAACUCGCCAGGGAAAACCGGUUCGACGGCUUGGACCUGGCUUGGGAGUUCCCGAGCUCGCCGGCGGACAUGGCCAACCUCGGCCUCCUCCUCGAGGAGUGGCGGGCUCGAAUCGGCGAAGAAGCAGCCCCGAGCACUCUCCUCCUGACGAUCACCGCCUACUUCUCCAACCAUUUGUUCGACGGACCGACGACCGACGGCCCGGACUACCCGACGGAUGCGAUCUCCAGGAGCCUCGAUUGGGUCAACAUCCUCUGCUUCGGCUUCCACAGAAACGGCAACGCGACCGCUAACGACGCCGCCCUCUUCGACCGGACCUCCCACUUCUCGGCGAGCUACGGCGUCACCUCAUGGCUGGACGCAGGGAUUCCUCCGUGCAAGCUCGUAAUGGGAGUGCCACUGUACGGAAGGUCAUGGUUCCUCAAGAACAAAUCCAAAAACGAACCAGGCGAUCCAGUCGUAGCAGAGGGACCUCGGCAAAAGAUGAGCAACCAGUCAGGGGUGAUAGCUUUCCUUGAAAUCGAAGGGUUCUUGAAGGAUCCCGGCACUAAGUCUGUGUACGACGGCAGGACGGCGACUUCCUAUUUCCAGUCCGGCGAUCUGUGGGUGAGCUACGACAGCCCCCAGGUGGUCGAGGGCAAGGUCAGAUUCGCUCGACGCAGUGGAUUGCUCGGAUACUUUCUCUGGCCAAUCAGCUUCGAUGACUCGAAUCGCACAGUAUCCAAACGAGCGUCUGGAGUGUGGCUCGGGGAGCGUGAGUCUCAAGGCGGCGGCAGAGAAGAGGAGAGAUUUCCGGAAGGUGGUGCACCACCACUAGCAGCGGCAGGAGGCGGCGGCGCAGUGUCUGCGUCGGCGCAGAGAUUGUCAGUGACUGGUUGCAGGGUGGUUUUGGUGUGUGGGCUUUUGUGCUUCCUUUCCGGUUGGCUUUGGGUUUAAAGGUCAAAAGUGUCUUGGACUGUAAACAGGAGAGGCGGCUUUAGAGAUUCUUUUCGAUUGAGAUUUUCAGUGAGUGAUCACUUUUGUGCUUCCUUCA